Acinonyx jubatus (cheetah) is the source of this 2534-nucleotide messenger RNA. RefSeq names its product testis specific serine kinase 4 (gene TSSK4). NCBI's taxonomy places the organism in Eukaryota, Metazoa, Chordata, Mammalia, Carnivora, Felidae. Gene Ontology annotation, biological process: protein phosphorylation; intracellular signal transduction; microtubule cytoskeleton organization. Gene Ontology annotation, cellular component: cytoplasm. Bases 1346 to 2344 code for a protein of 332 amino acids. The record is from RefSeq and is a predicted model, not a curated record. Gene Ontology annotation, molecular function: tau-protein kinase activity; ATP binding; protein serine/threonine kinase activity. The transcript is spliced from 5 exons.
UCCGCCGACGGUCUUUCGGGCAGGGACUGAGGCUGAGGCCUGGCUGUGGGGACGCGGACGCCACUUUGGGGUAAGAGUCGCUGCCGGGCCGCUCGCCCGUCCCAGGGAAGACUUGGGGGCACCUGCCGGCAGAGGCCGGAGAGCCGUGCCCGCCGCACGCGCCCAGUAACUGUCCAGGAAACGGAGCCCGGUUGGUGGCUGGGCCUACACCUAGUGGACGCCCAGGAGCAUUUGCCGGCUGAACCGGUGGGUCUCGCCACCGAAUGCAGGGGGCGAGCUCAGAGAGGCGGUUGAUGGCCCCCAUCCCGGGCGGAGGUGAGACUUUGGGCGUCGCUGUGCUGGGACAUCGAGGGCACAGUACGUGCAAGUGUCCUGGAAUCUGCAUCUCAUCUCACUGCUCCUCUUCCAACCCGUCACGAGUGGCCUCUCGCCAAAAAAUAAAUACAGAAGUAAAAAUGUCUUCCCGAGGCUGUGCUGGAGGCCUCCCCGGCCAAAUAAUGACAGUCCCAUGUUCGAAGACAGGCAAGCCUGAGGCAGGUCUGGUGCGGAGACACGCAAAGAGACAGGGUGUCAGCCCUUUUAUCGGUGCUACUGUGUGAAGGAACUCUGGCUAGUCUGCUGGAUAGUGAGACCAUAUGCAGCAGAAACAAACGAUCCCAGCAAAGAUGAGACCGCUGGAAGAACCACCCAACUGAGCCCAGCUCAACUUGCAAAAAAAAAAAAAAAAGGUGGUUGUUUUAAGCCAGAAAAACAUUUUAAGGUUAAGAUUCCUUAGAGUAUGUUUCUACAACACCUUAUAAUGCUCUGUAAUAUUCUCACACGUGGGUUUCUCAUGCUGGAUAAUAAAACUCUAGGAGCAUAGGGUCUCUAUUGGUCUUAUUAUUUUAUCCCAGUACUCAGCCUGGUACAUAGUGGGUGCUCAAUAAACAUGAAUGGUUGAAGGGAUUAGAUCUAUGGCGGGGGCAGGCAGGGUGCGGGGAGUCUCACCAAAUUGCAGAAGUUGCCUCUAGGAAUAUGUUCCAAAGUGCACUUCAUUCUCAAGUCUUAUGGCCAGUGGUGGAAAGAAGGUGAAUUGUGAUGUAUGUGGAACAUGGGACCUUGAGGAGUUCCGUAACCAGGAGGAGAAAGAAGUAACAACAGCUAGUGGAGACAAAAAGAACUGCUUCUCCCUUCUUUCCCCUCCACGUUUCUAGUGAGAGUUGAGCCCAGCAUCCCAGACUUGUGUGACUAUAUAGGCAAGCUUUCAAAGACUAACUUUACUUUGGUACCCUAGCCCUCAUGGCUUUCUGAGCAGAUAAUAGGCUUUUAAGUAGCAAAGCUCCCUGCUCUCAGAAAGCCCAACACCAUGCGGAAGGGAGACACCCUGGAGGUAGCACCACCCACCUCAGCCUACCGCUCUGUCAUGGAGGAGUAUGGUUACGAGGUGGGCAAGGUCAUUGGCAAUGGCUCCUAUGGGACGGUUUAUGAGGCUUACUACACAAAGCAGAAGAUCAUGGUGGCUGUCAAGAUCAUCUCAAAGAAGAAGGCCUCUGAGGACUACCUUAACAAGUUCCUGCCCCGUGAGAUACAGGUAAUGAAGGUCCUGCGGCACAAGUACCUCAUCAACUUCUAUCAGGCCAUCGAAACCACAUCCCGAGUAUACAUCAUUCUGGAGCUGGCUCAGGGUGGUGACGUCCUUGAAUGGAUCCAGCACUAUGGGGCUUGCUCUGAGCCCCAUGCUGGCAAGUGGUUCUCCCAGAUGACCCUGGGCAUCGCCUACCUGCACAGCAAGGGCAUCGUGCACCGCCUGACCCCCAGCCUUUCUGCUGCUGGUAGGGACUUAAAGUUGGAGAACCUGUUGCUGGACAAGUGGGAGAACGUGAAGAUAUCGGACUUUGGCUUCGCCAAGAUGGUGCCUUCUAACCAGACUGUGCGUGGUAGCUCUUCUUACCGCCAUAUGAACUGCUUUACCCACCUCAGCCGGACCUACUGUGGCAGCUUUGCUUAUGCCUGCCCGGAGAUCUUGCUGGGCUUGCCCUACAACCCUUUUCUGUCUGACACCUGGAGCAUGGGCGUCAUCCUCUACACUCUAGUGGUGGCCCGGCUGCCCUUUGAUGACACCAAUCUCUUAAAGCUGCUGAAAGAGACUCAAAAGGAGGUCACUUUUCCACCUAACUACUCCAUCUCCCAGGAGUGCAAGGUCCAACUGCUCAUUGCCUGUGUGGCACAAUGGGAGGCAAGCUCAGCCAAGACCUCUCUCUCCCCUGCCCUAGAACCUGGUCUUCCAGACGCUAUGCCAAGCCACCAAGCGUGCCACCAUCCUGGACAUCAUCAAGGAUCCUUGGGUGCUCAAGUUCCAGCCUGAGCAACCCACCCAUGAGAUCAGGCUGCUUGAGGCCAUGUGCCAACCCCCCAGCACCACUAAUCGGCACCAGUCCUUGGAAAUCAAUACCUAAAAGUGGUUAAGGGAGGGAGUUGAGAGAGGAGCAAAGCAGGAGGGUCUGGGGCUAACGAUCUUUUCUACCAAAAAUAAAUCUAUACCUGAUUUAGUUUCA